UACAAAAAUGGAUUACACGCUCACCGGGAUGAAUCUGAUGAGGCCAAACAUUAGAGAUAUGAACUUGAGAUUUGCAAGAGCUAAGCUUUUAUCAGGAGAUCAAAAUCGUACCUUUUCUCCAAAUUCAAAUAUCAGCACUGGUAUUGGUGUUACAAGUCCUAAAGUUGACCCCUUAAUCCAGGCUUUUGACAGAACAUUAAAUAUUACUUCUCCACCUGAGGUUUCUUCCAAAGAGGUUAAAUUCAGAAAUAUGAAAUUUAAGGUCAAAUAAAGUAGUCCCAAAAGACCAGAAACAGCCUGUCAAAACCAAAUUUAUUCAAAGACCAACCACCCAAAAUUUAAUAAUGAGGAGACGGUUCUUAACUCCUCCGAAUGAGAUUAAAAACCUACAGUUUAAGAGACAGCAAACGAAGCCUAAAGGCCAUAAAUAAAGGAAAACAAACAAUGGAUAUUGACGAUAUUAAUAAGAUAAUUAAGUAGACAGAUGGGUAGAUUUCAACCAAGAGGAGCAGCAUUUUCUAAAAGUCCCAGACUACUCCAAGCUACUUUCUCACCAGAAAUGUACAAACAAGUGCGAGCAUUACAAGCGAGGGAGGGAAUCCAUCAUCAUAGGGCUUCGAGAAUUAAUGAAAACGAAUAUUUAAAACUCUUGCAAAGUCAGAAAGGUGAUUUGAUGACAACAACCAGAUCCUCUUUCAAGUCAUCUUAUACACGAAACUUAACUAGAAUGGCUAGUAAGCUUUCUAGAGUUGUCAAGGAGUCCUCGAAAGAGAUGACACAGUCUAACUCAGAUGCGCAGUCCAAGCAAUAUUUGGAGGUACCAAAGCCUCAAUUUGGACUAGCAAAACGAAUGGAUUUUAUCCUUCGAAAGAGAACGAGAUUAAUAGAACGACAAAAGACCAAGGAAAAUAAACUCUUCACCUUCGGAGCUGAGAAGGACGAUCCAAUGCCAGGUAUCAUUGAUGUCCUCCGUGCUGAAGAAUCUGAUGAAUCUGACCACGAAGCUCGAAAGAAAUAUAACCCCAAGGAAAUAUUAGCAAAGAAGAAGAGAAGGAAAAUGAAAGAGAUUAAGAAGAUCAGGGGCAAAUAUAACAAAAUGAUAAAAUAAAAUCAACCUGAUCGAUGUUGAUAUGAACAAACUCCUCUAUCGAGACCACCAAUUUUUAUUCGUUGAGGACAGAAACAAGGAUAUUGAUAUUCCUAGCAAUAAGAGAAUCUUUGAAGAUUACAUUAAAGAUACCAUUGAUGAAGGCUCUAUAGAGAGUGAGAUCUCCCUCGAACCAGGCAUGAUAGUUCGAAGAAAAGGCAGUUUAGCCUCUAUAUCAAUGAUUUCAAAGAGAAUAGCAGAUUUUGAUGAAGGUAGUUCUUCACAAGAACUCGAUAUUAAUUAUUCUGAUUCAAAAGAAUCCAGCGAGAGUAAACCAACAAGUCAGACUGAAGAAAAGGUAUUACUAUAA
This is a messenger RNA of Moneuplotes crassus, 1457 nucleotides long. The record is from the annotation of a GenBank genome assembly. Lineage: Eukaryota; Ciliophora; Spirotrichea; Euplotida; Euplotidae.